Molecule: messenger RNA, 419 nt
Organism: Schistosoma mattheei
Lineage: Eukaryota; Metazoa; Platyhelminthes; Trematoda; Strigeidida; Schistosomatidae
Source: the annotation of a GenBank genome assembly
UUUCAGGUACACCUACGUUGUAUUUAUUGGCCAAAAUCAAGACAAAGUCAGCUCAUCGACAUGGAUUUUAUAUUUAAGUAGUGAGUCUUUCUUGGCUGACUUGUUAGUUCGAUAACUGGUUCUAUUGUUUCAUUUCACUGUAUUGCGUCAGAAUGGUCAACCGAGCAGAGGCUGCACAACUCUUGAAGCACCUUGAUAAAGAUAAAAGUGGGAAAAUUAGCUCAGUAGAGCUAAUGGAAUUUUUGAAGAGUGUUAACUGUCCAUUCAAUAAAGAACAAGUUGAUAAGUUUAUUCGUCAGCACGACAAAGACGGAGAUGGACAAUUAAAUACUGAUGAACUCCUUGAUGUUUUAUGUUCAUAAUUUCUUAAAUUUUUAGUAGUGUUUCUUUCAUAAAUAAAUAGUAUUUUAAUUUCACAA